AUGGACAGCGAUGCCGGUGCUAUUCUGGGACACAUUGAUGCUGCCGCUUUUUUGCACAUCUGGCAGCGCUUUGACACGGAUGAUAAUGGAUACAUAGAAGGGAAGGAACUUGAUGAUUUCUUUCAUCACCUGAUGAAGAAGAUGGGUACAGAGGAAGCUAUAACCAAAGAGAGACUUCAAGAGGUGAAAAAACGUUUUGUGGCUGCCUAUGGCAUCUCUGAAGAUGGACGACUACAGAUACAGGAGCUUGCCAAGAUCAUCUUGCCAGAAGAUGAAAACUUUCUCCUGCUCUUUCGCCGAGAAACUCCCUUGGAAAAUAGUGUUGAGUUUAUGCAAAUUUGGCGCAAAUAUGAUGCUGAUAGCAGUGGAUUUAUCUCGUCUGGGGAGCUGCAGAACUUUCUUCGAGAUCUUUUCCAACAUAACAAGAAGACCAUUCCUGAGGCCAAACUGGGUGAAUAUACUGAUACAAUGAUGAAGAUCUUCGACAAAAACAAAGAUGGCCGGUUGGAUCUGAAUGACUUAGCAAGGAUUCUGGCUCUCCAGGAAAACUUCCUGCUUCAAUUUAAGAUGGAUGCCUGUAGUACUGAAGAAAGAAAGAGGGAUUUUGAGAAAAUCUUUGCUCACUAUGAUGUUAGUAAAACUGGAGCCCUGGAAGGCCCAGAAGUGGAUGGAUUUGUCAAAGAUAUGAUGGAACUUGUCAAGCCCAGCAUCAGUGGAGUAGACCUGGAUAAGUUUCGAGAGAUCUUGCUCCGGCACUGCGAUGUAAACAAGGAUGGGAAAAUUCAGAAGUCUGAGUUGGCUUUGUGUCUUGGUUUAAAAGUCAGCCCCUAA
Gracilinanus agilis (Agile Gracile Mouse Opossum) is the source of this 831-nucleotide messenger RNA. It is a transcript of the gene SCGN, whose product is annotated as secretagogin, EF-hand calcium binding protein. NCBI's taxonomy places the organism in Eukaryota, Metazoa, Chordata, Mammalia, Didelphimorphia, Didelphidae. Gene Ontology annotation, biological process: regulation of long-term synaptic potentiation; regulation of presynaptic cytosolic calcium ion concentration. Gene Ontology annotation, molecular function: calcium ion binding. Gene Ontology annotation, cellular component: synapse; terminal bouton; cytosol. Bases 1 to 831 code for a protein of 276 amino acids. The transcript is spliced from 11 exons. The record is from RefSeq and is a predicted model, not a curated record.